Elaeis guineensis (African oil palm) is the source of this 656-nucleotide messenger RNA. Its product is annotated as NADH dehydrogenase [ubiquinone] 1 alpha subcomplex subunit 6. The record is from RefSeq and is a predicted model, not a curated record. Gene Ontology annotation, cellular component: respiratory chain complex I. Lineage: Eukaryota; Viridiplantae; Streptophyta; Magnoliopsida; Arecales; Arecaceae. Gene Ontology annotation, biological process: response to oxidative stress.
UGACGUGCUUGCCCUUCAUUUGGUUCAUAAGCGGAGGAGAGAGGAGGGGUAAGGGGAAAAGAAUGGCGUUCAGUUUGCGGGGCGUGAGGGUACCACCGAACUCGGCGAGCGUGGAGGAGGCUCGGAGGCGGACCCUCGAUUUCUUCAAGUCGGCCUGCCGAUCCAUCCCGGCCAUCAUGGAGACCUACAACCUCUACGACGUCGUCACCCCCUCCCAGCUCCGCUCCACCAUCUCCUCCGAGAUCCGCAAGAACGCCCAUAUCACCAACCCCAAGGUAAUUGACGUGCUUCUCUUCAAGGGAAUGGAGGAGCUCGGCAACAUUGUUGAGCAUGCAAAGCAACGGCACCAUGUACUUGGCCAAUACGUCCUCGGGCGCGGAGGGCUUGUACAAGACUUGGGCCCCAAAGACGAGGGGAUUUCUGAGUUUCUGAAACAGUUCUAUGCAAGCAACUAUUUCUAAACCAAGUCAAAAUAAUUAUGAGUUGCAUUUUCCAGUCUGUCGGUCAUGUUUGGUGUUGAUAGGUAUCAACCGUCGACCAUGGUAAUAAAAGAUUCUGAGACUAUCCAACUCAUUUUAUGCUUUUGUUGGAGAAAAUUAAGCAAGAUUUUAUUGGCACGAUGCUGUGAAAUUGAGAGCAAUUUGCUGGUCUAAAAA